AUGAUCUUCAAAAGAAAGUCGAUGUGGCUUCUAAAAAUUAUGACUGCUGACUGCGAAUGGAAUCAUGAAUUUCGCAUACAAAAUGAAAUUAUUCGACGUCUUAAGGAUACCGAUACCUCAAAUCUUCUUUUAUAUCAGAAUACUUUCUCUCUACGAGGUCGUGAUUGCGAUCGCGAUCAUUGCGUCCUUGUCUUCCCCGUGCGGGGUCCCAGUCUAAGCUCACCUCACACAGACAGAAUGUCGAUGGCUGCUCGCAUGUCCGCUGCCAAGCAGCUGUUAAAGGCCCUAGAGUCUCUCCACGGGUGCGGAAUUAUUCAUGGGGACGUGAGCGGUGGGAAUGUUUUGUGGGAUAUGGUCCCUCUGGACAAGUACAGCACGGCUACGAAAUACAAAUAUCUCGGUCGACCCGAAAAGGCAGCUCUACGACCCGGAGCUUGGAAAACCGGAGAGCUUGUCAAUGAAGAAAAGAUACCUCAAUCUUUGCUGAGAGCAAAAGUAUAUCUCAGUGACUUUGGCUUUGCAACAGAUGCCAAUAAUCAGAUCAUGAAUAAGUGGCGGCCGACCUGGGGAUACUGUGCUCCUGAAAGAAUGCAUAAGUUUCCAGUCAGCUUUGCCGGUGAUAUGUGGGGUUAUAUGUGUAUCUUUAUGAGCUUAUAUUUUCGACAUUCGAUAUUUGAUCGGGGCCUUGAUGCCAUAGUUACUGCUCUUGGCCCGAUGCCUAAGGAGUGGAAAGGCUUAAAAGAGAAACCAGAAGACGAGUGGUAUGAUCAGAAUAUGAGAGUUGAUACUAAGGAAAUAUAG
Molecule: messenger RNA, 801 nt
Organism: Paracoccidioides brasiliensis Pb18
Exons: 2
Coding region: 1-801 (266 amino acids)
Biological process (GO): protein phosphorylation; intracellular signal transduction
Cellular component (GO): nucleus; cytoplasm
Molecular function (GO): protein serine/threonine kinase activity; ATP binding
Source: RefSeq, a predicted model, not a curated record